AUGCCAGGGGUGAAGCCAAACGAGCUAUACCAAAGGGAGAGUGAAUUGGAAGAGGAGUUAUUUUGUGAAAGUAAGAAGGUGGUGCAUGCCACAGAGGGGCUGGAUUGGGAAGACAAAGAUGCUCCGGGGACAUUGGUUGGAAACGUGGUGCACUCAAGGAUCAUCAAUCCUCUGCGCCUGUUUGUUAAACAGUCUCCAGUCCCAAAGCCUGGACACUUGGCGUAUGCGGACAGCAUGGAAAACUUUUGGGAUUGGCUGGCCAACGUCACCGAGGUUCAGGAGCCAUUGGCAAGAACUAAACGGAGGCCGAUAGUAAAAACGGGAAAAUUUAAGAAGAUGUUCGGAUGGGGUGAUUUCCAUUCCAACAUUAAAACUGUCAAACUCAACCUCCUCAUCACAGGGAAAAUUGUUGACCACGGAAAUGGAACCUUCAGUGUUUAUUUCCGACAUAAUUCCACAGGCCUGGGCAAUGUUUCAGUGAGUUUGGUACCCCCCUCCAAAGUGGUGGAAUUUGAAGUUUCCCCGCAGUCUACCUUGGAGACCAAGGAGUCCAAAUCUUUCAAUUGUCGCAUUGAAUAUGAAAAAACAGAUCGGGCGAAGAAGACUGCCCUGUGCAACUUUGACCCCUCGAAGAUCUGCUACCAGGAGCAGACUCAGAGCCAUGUGUCUUGGUUGUGCUCCAAACCCUUCAAGGUCAUUUGCAUUUACAUUGCCUUUUACAGUGUUGAUUAUAAACUUGUGCAGAAAGUCUGCCCUGACUACAAUUACCAUAGCGAGACUCCAUACUUAUCUUCUGGCUGA
Messenger RNA from Prionailurus viverrinus (fishing cat), 801 nucleotides. It is a transcript of the gene NXPH2, whose product is annotated as neurexophilin 2. Gene Ontology annotation, molecular function: signaling receptor binding. The transcript has 2 exons. Bases 1 to 801 code for a protein of 266 amino acids. The record is from RefSeq and is a predicted model, not a curated record. Lineage: Eukaryota; Metazoa; Chordata; Mammalia; Carnivora; Felidae.